GAUCAGUCAGGGCCCUCCCAUAUUAUUGCAACGGUUCCAUAUAAAAGUUCCCUUCCCUCAACCAUCGAAAUCCACAAUUACCAUCACACCACGCUAUUCCCUCUGACUGACAGCUUGCUUGCCAUCGCGCAUCAGUCAAAAUGUCGUGGAGAAACCAGGGAAUCACGGGUUCCAACAACAUCCCGUUGGGAAAGCGUCGGUUCGGCGGCGACGAUGGUGGUGAAGAGGAGUUCCAGGAAGCUCCCCCCAGCAAUGGCAACGGAGAGCUGAAGCGCGGUCGCAGCCCAGAGCCUCGUACCGACGCCGAUGGCCCUCGCCGCAGAAAGAAGAGAAACCGUUGGGGCGACGCGUCCGAAAACAAGGCUGCCGGAUUGAUGGGCUUGACGACGGCCAUCACGGCGAACAUGACCGGCGAGCAGUUGGAGGCUUACACCCUUCAUCUCCGUAUUACGGAAAUUAGCCAGAAGCUUCGCAUCGACGACGUCGUUCCCGCAGAUGGAGACAGAUCACCCUCUCCUGCUCCCCAGUACGAUAACCAUGGUCGCCGUAUCAACACGCGCGAGUACCGAUACCGCAAGCGCCUCGAAGACGAGCGCCACAAGCUCAUCGAAAAGGCCAUGAAGACCAUCCCUAACUACCACCCGCCACAGGACUACCGCAGGCCCACCAAGACCCAAGAGAAGGUCUACGUGCCUGUUAACGAUUACCCAGAAAUUAACUUCAGUAUGAUUGCUAACCCUCUAACCCUAACCAAAAUUUCUUGUUUCCCUUGUUCCCUGCCUGGACUCUGGCCAAGCUUGUCAUGCAUCCUCCAGGUGUCUUGUCAGACCUGGCCUUGUUUGGAGACUGGGACCGUCAUAUAACUUGCUUCACCCUUUUGAUACAGACACUAACGCUUAGCUCUUGUCGUAAAGUCGGCUUACUUAUCGGACCCCGUGGCAACACUUUGAAGAAGAUGGAGGGAGAAUCUGGCGCCAAGAUUGCCAUUCGCGGCAAGGGCUCAGUCAAGGAGGGCAAAGGUCGUUCGGACGCAGCUCACGCCAGCAACCAGGAGGAGGAUCUUCACUGUCUCAUCAUGGCCGAUACAGAGGAGAAGGUUAACAAGGCCAAGAAACUCAUCCACAACGUCAUUGAAACCGCCGCGUCCAUUCCCGAAGGACAGAACGAGCUCAAGCGCAACCAGCUUCGC
Colletotrichum acutatum is the source of this 1189-nucleotide messenger RNA. RefSeq lists its product as uncharacterized. Gene Ontology annotation, molecular function: mRNA binding. Gene Ontology annotation, biological process: regulation of mRNA splicing, via spliceosome. The coding region runs from base 141 to 863 and encodes 240 amino acids. Gene Ontology annotation, cellular component: nucleus. Lineage: Eukaryota; Fungi; Ascomycota; Sordariomycetes; Glomerellales; Glomerellaceae. The transcript is spliced from 4 exons. The record is from RefSeq and is a predicted model, not a curated record.